This is a messenger RNA of Carassius carassius (crucian carp), 650 nucleotides long. RefSeq lists its product as uncharacterized. The coding region runs from base 111 to 650 and encodes 179 amino acids. The record is from RefSeq and is a predicted model, not a curated record. The transcript is spliced from 6 exons. Lineage: Eukaryota; Metazoa; Chordata; Actinopteri; Cypriniformes; Cyprinidae.
UGGGAUCUCCAAAACAGAAAUCUAAUGAGUUUCAGUUAUCUUUCUCUGGAGAAUCUAAAUCAGAUUCCACCAUUCAGUGUCACCUGCCUCCUGAAAUCAGUGCUGUUGAUAUGGAGAUCAGAUGGUUUAAGGAAACAGACUGUGUAUGUUUCUAUAAGAACAGACGGUUGAUAUUGGGGGAGAGUUAUGAAGGCAUAAUGAGUCUAUGCACUGAGGAGCUGGAGAGAGGAAUUGUGUCCAUACGGCUGAAGGAUGUCAGAGAAUCACAUGCUGGUGAUUACCUGUGUCAGGUCACCAGUGGAGACAGGACAGCAGAGAUAACAAUAAGGAAAUCAUUAAAGGCCCAUGGAGAUCAUAAUGAAAUGCCUCUACAAACAACAACAUUAUCGACUGAACAGAUCGACAAAACAUGGACUAAUGAGGAGAGAAUAAAAAUGGCAAAUUCUGCUUUAUUGGCAGUUUUCAAUAAGCUAGAAAAAACAGCUCCACCAAAGGAAGAUCAUCAGGGCAACAAGGCUACAGUGCCACAGGCAGCAAAAGAGGAAAAUAUAAGCGGACGUAUGAAUGAGAGCAUGAAUUUCGAAGAGAUAGAGAUGGAAACCAGUACCGAAAGGUUCAUCACUGACAUUGCUAGGAAACAACAAACCUAG